CAGUCCGAGUCCGAGUCACAGGAGUCCGGAGGCUUUCAGCGAAGAGACGAGACUUAACAAAGCAUCCCAGAACGCCAGCGGACACAGGACGAGAAAUUAGCUCAACUGCAUUUCUUUUUACACCGAAUUUAACUUUUUUUCCCUUCACUUUUCCCAUUUUUUCCCUCAACUGUCGCAAGUUUGUGGAAGUUAAGAUGAGGAAUCUGUGCUUGCUGUUCCUCGUCGGACUGGCGACUGGGUCCAUCAGCGAAAAGCUCUUCGUCCUCUCCCAGUCAUCCACCGCAGAUGACCUGUACAUAGAAGGUCGAACAUCAGGUGACCUCCCUAUAGAUGAUGAAGACGGUGAAGACGACGGGUCAGGGUCUGGAUCUGGAGACUAUCCUUUCAGCGACAUCGCAGACAAAGAGGAGCAGCUCAAGAGGUUCCUCAACUUCUCCAGAGAAAUGCUACCACUUCAGCCACAACCGACAGACUCUGCUCACAACCCGCCGACCACAGCAGCAGAUCCAGCAACCACCGUGAAGGACACUGAGACGACACCAUUCAUCCUCCCUGACGGAGACAAGGAGGUGCCAGGUAUCGGCCCGACAGCUGACUGGUUCGCACACGAUCCCACUGCCACGCCUCCCAGCAAAACCACCGCAGCUGAACUCAGCACGGACGUGACUGCAACCGAAGAUGCCGACGAGGACAAGUGGGACAAUACCUUACCUGUAGAUGAGGAUCUGAACAGAAUGGUCGUAGAUGAUGUUUAUGCCAUUGGUGGUCGAGACAGCAGAAGAAAUGAGAUCAACUCUGCUGAAGAAGUGACCUCUGAGAACUUGUGGGAGAGGACGGAAGUGCUGGCAGCUGUGAUAGCAUGUGGCGUAGUUGGAUUCCUCUGUGCCGUCUUCCUCCUCCUCCUCCUCGCCUACCGCAUGAAGAAGAAGGACGAAGGAAGCUACGACCUUGGAGACAACAAACUUUCAUCAACAGGCUACCAGAAAGCGCCAACCAAAGAGUUCUAUGCCUGAACAAAACCAAAAGGGACAAUAUAGAGUGGAAUCUGUCUCCUGCCAGGCAGGACAUGAAGAUGGAUAACUAUAAACAGCUGAAGAUGAUUCCUCUUGAUGAAGUUUGAAGUAAAACACUUGCUUCUUCUCCAGUGCACCGUACAGUUUAUUUGUCUGCUCAUUAUUCCUACUUUCGUCCUCUGCCAUCCUUCUGUCUUUUUCCUCUGCAUAAUGUUCAGUGUUUGUGAAGAAGGGCUCAUAAGAAAGCAAAAUAGGACUAUUCCUGUUAUUCCAUGUUAGGGAAGAACGUAAAUACACAUCUUAAAGUUUAAGAAAAGAAUCUUUACUUUGGAUCACAGCUGCUCUAGUGUUAGAAAGUGGUCAACUUAAAUAUAUUGACAACACUGUGCCUUUACAGCCAUUUUACUUCUCUAAGCUGAAGCCACUGGGCUAGAUUUGGUUCUGUAUUGCAGAGAACCAGCCCAGCUCAGCUAAACUGCACGAGGAAGAUGACAGGAACAUGAAUAUGAAAGCUUUAACGCAUUUGGAAUGCUAUUAAAUGAAAUGGUACUGCAUAUAGGAUUAGUAUUAAAAAGGGCCUUUAAAAGUCAAUACCUUUUCCCUUUAUUUGAGGUGAGAUUUGCUCUGCUUGUUCACAGCUGUCUGUGUUACAUUUCAUUUUCUUGUUUGCUUUCUGUUCUGAAAUGAAUAUUUUUGUUGUGAGAUUGAAUAUGUCUUUUCAUAUGCUGUCCAGUAUUGGUUUAAGGGAUUUUGUUACUCUGCAGGUACAAAUAUUGACACUUACCGAACUGACCAAAUAUAAAUGUGCUUUAUUUGUCUUCUGUAGCUUUUUUUCCGAGGUGUUUUCAUGUUUAGAGUUUAUAUUUCUGUAAGCCAUUUUUUAAUAGAGAUUGCUGUCUUUGUAUUCGUAGACCGGUAAGAGUCCCUCAGGCGUGCAUCUUUUGAACAUUUGUAAUAUUUUCAGAACUAUUUUAUUUGGUGACUGAGUGCUGCAAGCAUGAGGGACAGGUAGAGCCAAAGCUAAUGACUAUAAUUCAGAAACCGUAGAAGUGACCAGUGUCUUCUGACGACAGCCAAAGCACAUUCCUUUCUGCCUGUCAGCUGUAUAGAGCUAUAAUGGUGGGUUUGAAGUUAAAGGGACACUGACAGCAUUUGGUGUUUCUUCCAAAUCAGAGCUUAUGCAAACAGCAGGGCUAGAGAGUUUAAAAGGCAGUCCGUUACAGAUGUCAGUUUAAUUCUCAACUGUAAUGAGAAAUUUAUUUUUAAUCCACUCCUCUGCAUAUAAACUGUACUUCAUACAGCAGGCCAAAGGAACAUACAGUCAGCAUACAGAAGGCAGUAAACAACAACAGGGUGGUAUUCCAUUUUGAUAAGCAUAAAUCCCGUUAAAACCUGUAUUUUUGUCAUAAUACUGGGAGUAUGCCUUACAUGAGUUUUUUUUUUUACCAGCUAUCUACUGCCUCUAAUGUGUCAAAGAAGACUGCUUCUCGCAUCUGCUUCUUAUUGAGGUCUGUCAGAUUAACAUUUUUGAGAACCAACUUUGAUUGCGAGUAAGAUUAGAGGUGGGAUAAACUGUGAGUAAACCUGCUCACUUUCCACAAAUUCCCACCCAAACUGCUUUGCUUUGAGAUAUUUUUUUUUCUUAAUUUGAGUUUAAUGUAUAAAAAAAAUUGUUAAUUUGGUAUAUAUGCAUUUCUUUAUAGGACUGUAAUAAAUUUUUGUUAGAUUUGAGUCGAAGGCCAAAUUUGUAGCCUCUUUUGUCUGUUAAUAGUUUAAUUCCUUUCAUGAGGCAGUGGAACACCAGUCAAGGCUACUUCUUUCCAAUCCUAGAUUAUCUGAAUGCAAAUGAGAACUACUUAUUCACUGUGGCUGGAAUAAACAGGAAAAUGUGGCCACUAACCCGCUGUGACUUACUGUUGAUAUUUGUUGAGCGCUUGCAACCUCAGUGCCUCACAGUACCUUGUAUAUACAUUCAUUCUCAGUGCUGUUACAGUAUUAGUGUCAUGCUUUGACCUUGCAGCUGUAUAGACUGAACUUCCUGUGGUCCAGGAAACACUUCUGUCUGACAUAAACCAGACCAAUAGAGGGCUAAGACAACGGGUUUGCACUUGCUGGCAAUCCAGCAGGUGAUAAGACACAAUAACCUUUCUCUGUUAGGAUCUUUUAAGUUUAUACAGUAUGUUGAUGAUACUAUAAUUUAUGUGUAUUAUUUAUACUUACUUACACUAUAGCCUUGGUUAAUAUAUCAGUGAUAAUUUGGAUUGUACAGUAUUUACUCACGGUUAAAGCCUCUUUGCGCUCUUUUGUUUGAUAUUUAUGUUUUAGUGUGUUUGACGAGCUUUAGUUCAAUUCAUUUUCAAUUUCAUUAAGUUUUUUUUAGAUGCUUUUUCAUAUGAAUGCAUUAAAUAAAUGAUUCAACUAGAAUAAGUGCCUUAUAGAUAUAUUGCAGCUUUGUUUUCACGCAAGUUGAAGAUGAAUUGACUGAGGCUUUGAUUUUAACAAACAGCUGCACAAUAGUGAGGACCAACCAAGCAUGGACUUCCCAAUAAGACAUAUGCACAUAGAGGCGGCCAAUAGAGAACUGUGUUGCUGAGAUGGUGUAUCUUAUGAGAUUCACAAUAAAAGAUGUGGCUUGAAUGCAACGCUGAAA
Molecule: messenger RNA, 3663 nt
Organism: Amphiprion ocellaris (clown anemonefish)
Lineage: Eukaryota; Metazoa; Chordata; Actinopteri; Pomacentridae
Product: syndecan-4-like
Exons: 5
Coding region: 195-1013 (272 amino acids)
Biological process (GO): cell migration
Cellular component (GO): membrane; cell surface
Source: RefSeq, a predicted model, not a curated record